GCGUCACUUCCACUCGUGUUCGGCGUUUUGUCUGUGAGAGCUCACGCGGUUUCAACAUGCGUAUUGAGAAGUGUUAUUUCUGUUCGGGGCCCAUUUACCCCGGCCACGGCAUGAUGUUUGUCCGCAACGAUUGCAAGGUGUUCAGAUUCUGUAAAUCCAAGUGUCAUAAAAACUUUAAAAAGAAGCGCAAUCCUCGCAAGGUCAGGUGGACUAAAGCAUUCCGUAAAGCAGCUGGUAAAGAGCUUACAGUGGAUAAUUCAUUUGAAUUUGAAAAACGUAGAAAUGAACCUGUUAAAUACCAGCGAGAGCUAUGGAAUAAAACUAUUGAUGCAAUGAAGAGAGUUGAAGAGAUCAAACAGAAACGCCAAGCUAAAUUUAUAAUGAACAGAUUAAAGAAAAAUAAAGAAUUACAGAAAGUUCAGGACAUCAAAGAAGUCAAGCAAAACAUUCAUCUUAUCCGGGCCCCUCUUGCCAGCAAAGGAAAGCAAUUGGAAGAAAAAAUGGUGCAGAAAUUACAACAGGAUGUGGACAUGGAAGAUAUUUCUUAAAGAUCUCACUAUUUCUAUAAGUGCAUUUGAAAAUGUCCUUAGGAGACCAAGAACUUCUAAAUGAUCUUUUAUAUUUUACAUAAGGUCACUCAAAUGAAAGGUAUUUAAAAAUAUAUCUCUUCUACGUUGCUCAUUGCUGUCUGUAAAAUAUCAGAUAUUAUGGAUGUUAGAUUGCAUUUCCAUUGUUAAACCUUCACUGAUACUUACAUUUAUCUAAGUCAUGCAACUUCUCUUUGUAAAUACAGAAGUGAAGUGUAGGCAUAAAAUGUUCCUGCCAUUUGGGUAAUGGCACUAUGCAGUAUUUAUGGAAGAACUAAUGACAAAAAUAUAUUUUACAUAUCCCUAGCCAUAAAUUUUCUUUGCAGUAAAAUAUUAAUUUUACUUUA
Messenger RNA from Lynx canadensis (Canada lynx), 934 nucleotides. It is a transcript of the gene RSL24D1, whose product is annotated as ribosomal L24 domain containing 1. Gene Ontology annotation, cellular component: nucleolus; ribosome. The transcript has 6 exons. Gene Ontology annotation, molecular function: structural constituent of ribosome. Lineage: Eukaryota; Metazoa; Chordata; Mammalia; Carnivora; Felidae. The coding region runs from base 57 to 548 and encodes 163 amino acids. The record is from RefSeq and is a predicted model, not a curated record. Gene Ontology annotation, biological process: ribosomal large subunit biogenesis; translation.